GUCGAGGACCUGAAUAUGUAAGAUGUGUGUGUGUAAAGUGUUCAGAUUAACAAGGUACAACGAGAUGCAGAAAGAAAUUCACAACGCUGCAUGGAAUACACAAGGAUGAUUUUAACUUCACAAGCGCUUUGGAUUUAUUUUCAUCAGGUGAAGUGAGCGUUUGAUGGUUUUACAUAAUUAUUAUUAUAAGUGUAAGAAAGUUACAUCUCUCUCUCUCUCUCUUUCCUACUCUCGCUGAUUUACCCCUAGAUUCCAUUUAUCCACGGCCUCUCCGCUCUCAUCCAGCAGACUCUUUUUAAAGUCCUGCAUCAGAAGAUCUUGGCCAUGCUUCUCAUACUAACUGCAGUCUUCUUCACAUCAGUUGGUGGGUUCACCUCAGCAAAGACCCCGACCUCCUGCCAACGCAGUUCAUUUGGGGAUAUGGAACUGAAUUACUCCCUGCCCAUCCGCCCUCCCUGUGGUGAUUUCCAGCUGAGCAACGGUUCCGUGAUAAUCAAGAUCCCUAAAUUGAUCCCCAGACCACUGAUGAAGAGCUGCCGGAGGGACAACAUACCGGCUGGAAACCGAAUAUGCCGAAGGCCAGAUUGCCUUUCUGGACCGUGUAUGAAUGGAUGGUGUGAGGAGACGAUGGAAGCGUAUCUCUGUCACUGUCUAGAGGGAUUCUCUGGAAAAGACUGUACAAUAGCUGACCAAAUAACUACGGGCUCGGCAUUUCAUGCCCCAAACGUGACAGACAAUCGGUCUGGUACGACGAGCACGAGUUCCAUUUCCACAACACAAGAAAUGACACAGCACUCAUCGUCGAUGUGGUCUUCACUGACGUCUUCAAUUACUUAUUGGAUGUCGACUGCAACGACCACGAUGACGAAGGAAGCGGCCACGAUGACGACUGAGACGACCACGAUGACGACUGCAACUGCCACGAUGACGACGGAAACGGCCACGAUGACGACGGAAAAGGCAACGAUGCCCACGAAAACGACCACGAAAACGACCACGACGACGCCGGAAAAGGCUACGAUGACGGCUGAGACGACCACGAUGACGACUGCAACUGCCACGAUGACGACGGAAACGGCCACGAUGACGACGGAAAAGGCAACGAUGCCCACGAAAACGACCACGAAAACGACCACGACGACGCCGGAAAAGGCUACGAUGACGGCUGAGACGACUUCGGAAUACCCACCUACUACAACGGAAAUUUCAGAUGGUGUCUACAACUUAAUAAUCUGUGAAGAAGAAAUUGCAAAUAUUACAUGUCCACUGGAAAACGUCAUCAGCAUCUUGUCUACGAACUACGGACGCACUGAUCCGGUCGCCUGCCCUCACGAACGUCCAGAGACGACGGAAUAUACCAGCUGUUUCCUGGACGUCGCCGCGGACAUUUGCCAACCCUCGGGUUCAGCAUGCAACUUCCAGGUUGGAAAUGCUAAAUUCGGAGACCCCUGUGGUGGGACGUGGAAAUAUCUCAACUUGACCUACACGUGUCUCCAGGCUGAUUAGUAAGCCUAUACUGUUAUUAGUUGACAGGCACACGCCCUUGUCUUGAGACUGUGAGACUAUACAUGGUCUACUGCACUCCAUAUAGGCUAUGUACAUUAUCUGCUCCUAACCUGCGCGACCAGAGCCCGACAGAGUUAGGCUUUGCUCAAGACUUUAUGGAAUUGUAAUUAAGUGUCAAGAGUUAAGAGUUAAGAGUCUCUGUCUACAGACUACACUGACGUUUGAACGAGAAUGAUAAGGAUUGACUGACUACAUUAUACUUUCAUAUUAAAUCUCGAAUUUUCGCAAAAUCAAGUUCGUUUAGGGAAAAGGAUUGGUGUGAUGAUUUUUUUCACAACCACGAGCUUGUCUAGGCAGUGGCGGAUCGCGUCUUAUUUUUGGUACCAUAGCUAGCCCAGAUUGAUCUCGCGAAGGAAAUAUGUGCAUGAGCAAUCGCAAAGGACACCAGCGCAUGCGCACAUGGAAUCCGGUAGGGUUGUUAAUAGGGUGAUAGUAAUUAUACAAAUCAAGGUUUCAUCAACUCAUCGUUAGCUCAAUCGUAAGGACAGCGUUAUACUAAUAGAACUUUGGAGUUUACUUGAGGGUUUAAAUCUCAGUAUUUAUUCAGUUUUUUCCUUUAUAAAUAGUGAGGCAAAGCAGUAAAAAAUCAAAGUCUAAUUGUUUGUGACCUCUUUGCAAGCUUUCAUAACUUGUUAUGUAUGAACAUGAGUUCAUACUGGAAUCUGGGCUCGCUGUGAUACGAAAAAAUAAGACGCUGGCGGAUGGGGGGGGGGGGUACAAGUGGCACCCACAAUAUUUGCUUCAAGUUUGGUUACGCAUUAAGAUGUUUUGAUAUAUCUAGGUGUGGUUUACUAUAGCUGUGCUGUAUUGGAUACCCACAGCUGACUUUAAAGAUUAACAAGACCCACAAACUUCAAUAUAUUUUGUUCAAAAUCAAAUUAAAAGGUAGGGCUUAUGUAAUAAAAUGAGUAAUGAGUAAAAAGUAUGUACCCACGGUUUUUGCGCAUCCCCAAAUGUUUUUUUUUUAUAACUUUCUUUAUAUGAUCACCCAAUCACCAGGAUUGGUCUAAGGUUGUUGUUUUGACAAUUCGUCAUACAUAAGUUUGUAACCAAUAGCAUAAUUUUACUUUCUCGUUGUCGUCAUUGGUAAGCUCAUGUAUAGUUAACAUUCUAAUCACUCCAUUUCACAGAUCUUUUUUCUUCACCCUUUCAAUUUGUAAGAGGGUUAGAUUAUCCUUCAUGAAUGCUUACCGUACUUACAUAAUGUAUUUUUGGUAAAUUUUGUAUGGACGUAUAUAUGCAAAGAAAUACAUAGUGCAAUUAUUUUGUAUAAAAUAUCUUUUUAAACAUUGAAGGAAACAUGUGAGGUAGAAACAUUGAUUUUCAAUAAAUCACUCUUCAAAAUAGAUUUCAGUCUAAUUCUAGUUAAUCACCCAAUGUAUAUACUUCCUACCAAUUGAAAAUAUUUCAUGAAGUUUUUUUCUUUUAAUAAUAUAAACAGAGCCAUGUAAAAGACCAGCUUUAAAAAAAUUGUUUCGUACAUUUACCUUUAUUAUAAAACAUUCUUCAUGUAUUCUAUAAAUUAUAUUAAAGUUAUUUUGUUCAAUUGUUUGCUAGCUGAAAAGGCUACUCUGUGUAAAUAUGUGAUUGUGAUGAAUGAGUUAACAAGUGAAUAAAUAGAAAUCUUAAUAGAAAUU
Strongylocentrotus purpuratus (purple sea urchin) is the source of this 3203-nucleotide messenger RNA. RefSeq names its product location of vulva defective 1. The record is from RefSeq and is a predicted model, not a curated record. NCBI's taxonomy places the organism in Eukaryota, Metazoa, Echinodermata, Echinoidea, Camarodonta, Strongylocentrotidae. Bases 325 to 1506 code for a protein of 393 amino acids. Gene Ontology annotation, molecular function: carbohydrate binding. The transcript has 5 exons.